AUGGCCGACGGUGGCUGGCUCUACUCGGAUGGUGGUCGUCAACGCUUCAAUGCGACAACCCUCAAACAGUACGAUUAUGUCAUCUACCCGAACAAUACUAUCUCGAACUAUUCCAGCUGUGUUCUCGCCUUUGGGGGUUAUAUUCCCACGGUAAUCGGUAAUGGGUCCUGGUACAAUUCAACUGGAUGUGACACACCAGUGCGGCCAAUCCGCACGCGAGGCAUUGUAGGAAUAGUAGCUGCCAUCAUUUUUGGAGUUUUGCUUGUCCUCUCCUUGGUCGCCUUGAACAAACAUGGAAAGUCUUUCCUCCCUGCGGAAAAGCGAUUUCGUCUGGUUGGGCGGAGAUGGCCCUGGUACUGGUGCAUCAUCACGGCCAGUGUCGGUAUGAUCAGUGGUUUUACGGCUGUGGAUGUGGACAGGGUUUGGGUUUUAGGAACCGCUGCGAUCUUCCACUUUAUAUUUUAUCUCGUUACCCUGCCUGCUUGUCUAUCUGCGAUCUGGGAGAUGACCCGUAAUUGGGCGUCUUUUGAAGAACGAAAAGGUGUGGAUGAGGACUUCGCCAGGUACAGACAAGAUGACCUGAGAUCCAAAAUCGAAUUUUACGAGCCUCUUCUUUUCUAUCUCUUCAAUUUCCUGAGCUUCUUUUUAUCGAUAUUGAGAGCCUGGAACCCUAUUGCCCGAUCGAAUGUCAACGUUAUAACAGAUGGACGGUUCCAAGCCUCUUCGAUAUUCUCACUCCUUGCGUGGAUAACCACUGUUGUAGCCCAUUUGAUUGCUCGACACUAUUAUAAAACCCGGAAAGCUCCCUGGAAAAUUACGAUUUCCCUUUUGAUAAUUCUUAUACGUAUCGCCUUCAACAUCGGAAGCUCUUUCAACUAUUCGAUUAGUCAACUUAGAUACCAAGCAACACCGGCAUAUAUAUACUGUCUUGGUUAUCUACCCGUGAUUCUGGCCAUCUCGGUCAUCUUGUAUUCCGGUUGGAAAGAGCCAAACGAGGAUCAGGAAUUGCUGCGCCUGAGGAAUAUUCGGAUUGCGACCCUAGACCAAGAGAUGUCAACCAUGCCGGACAGAAAGUCUACAGGGAAACAUGGGACUGAAAGAAAAUCCCAUGCAAAUCAAUCAAGGAGGACGAACAGGCCACCCACACAUGAUUAUUGGGGCGAUAAUCGGGAAAACCUUGUGUAA
Messenger RNA from Orbilia oligospora ATCC 24927, 1185 nucleotides. RefSeq lists its product as uncharacterized. Bases 1 to 1185 code for a protein of 394 amino acids. The record is from RefSeq and is a predicted model, not a curated record. The transcript is spliced from 4 exons. NCBI's taxonomy places the organism in Eukaryota, Fungi, Ascomycota, Orbiliomycetes, Orbiliales, Orbiliaceae.